UUGUAGACAAGACCACCAUGUAUAUGCCUGUUUUUGCAGCAAAGACUGUAUAAUCUAAAGGAAUUCAGAAUUUUAUCUAAAACAUUUGUAGGGUAAACUGCAACAUUAACACACCACAUCCCCACACAUUUAAACAUGGCACAUACCCUAAUGUUUUCAAGAGUUUACAGGUUUAGCUCUCCAAAAGAUCAGUAAAUUAUUGGAUUAUGUGAUUGGCUAAAUAUAUAACACGGCAUUACUGUAAAACAAUAAAUACAAGCUAUUUUUGGAGAUAUGUUUAAUGUACAGCCAUGAAAUUCACAUUUAUCAACAUAAUGAAUAGCAGCUAGGUGUAUGAGUUGUUUUUUGUUAUGCAGAUAGUACAGGAUGAUAUAUCGGUCAAAAGCAAAGACCUUUACAAAGUAGUAACUCCAAAUAAAUGACUAGCUUGACAGGAGAUGGGUUUCAAGCUAAAAGCCAUCCAGCAAGACUAGAUGGUGCUUUGGGUUUUGGCAAUUAAUAUGAAUCACUAUGAUUACCCUAGAUGCAGACAUUUGCAGCCGAAACACACUGCAGAGGGCAAGUCAAAGUGUUAAGUGUUAAUGAUUUCCAUUAAAAAAGGGGCUAACAUGUUCUGCCCUGAAACACCAGACGGUCAAAAUGUCUGCCCUUAGGGAUGAAUCUUGAGAAAUUACAAAUUGAAUGUGAUUUUCUGCAAUAGAAAAGUAUUUAUAGUAUCUAUAACUAUUUCUUGAUUGGUGAUAUAUUAAAGUUUGGUCUCUUUCAACAGCUGGAUCUCCAUUAGUAGAGAAGAUUUGCACAAAUCAGCCCAUGUAAAACAAAACCAAUUGGGUUCCAUUUCUUGAAAAAAACAAAUCUGGAUUAUUUCUCAGUCCAAGACAUGGUUUCCUGAGUGGCCCUACCAGCUACACAUCACAAGGGGUAAAACCAGUCUAUCUUAGGCCAUGACUGCUCUGCUUCCCAACGUCAGUGUUCCUGGGAGCACAGCAGUUCUGCUGCCAACUACAGACUAUUCGUUUAACCUGACUGCAGUUUCUCAGGCAGGACUCGGUUCAGGCCAGUCACUGGCACCCCUCUGUACCCUCUGUUGCUGUGGAUUUCUCAAUCGCACCUUGGCAGUGGUGUUCAUGGUCAGCCUUGCAUUUGCCAUCGUGGUUGGAAAUGUGGUCACCCUUACUGUCUUUGUGCAAACGAGGCAGUCGCGAACACCACAGGGAUACCUAAAAGUGUCUCUGGCUAUGGCAGACAUGAUGGUUGGUGUCCUCGUAGUCCCUUUCUCUGUCUACACUGAGAUCUCUCUGAUGGUGACCAGCGCUCCUCCUAUUUGGUACCAGGGCAGUUCUACUUCCCUUGCCACCUCCUCUUCUCACAGCGGACAAGUGAGCCCUUGGCAGCCCUGCAUGUUGAUUGGCCCAGUGUUCGCUGGAUGCACCUUUGUUUCCAUCAGCACCAUCUUCCUCAUGACACUGGAGCGAAGUGUGGCCAUCUUACGGCCACUCCACAAGGAUGCCUUGGUGACACGGAGACGAACUCUGCUUCUCAUCCUGCUCUCCUGGGCUGCCAGCUUCCUGCUGGCUCUUGCGCCCCUCAUCUUCAGCAGCAACUUCACUUUGGAGUACAAUGAGUGCAGUCGUAUGUGUAACUACACCCCACUAUUGUUUGGAAGCCAGCUGCCACCUGAUGCCAACAUUUUGUUGUUAUUCCCAGCAUUUGACUUCACUCUGCUAGGUGGCACAUUAGCAGUUAACAUUGUGUCUUUCACUAGUAUCCGACGGUACACCCGAAAACGCAAACUGCUCUCAGAGGGGAGUCUGAGUGAUGGAGGAGGACAAGGAGGAGGUAGUGGAGGAGGAGGAGGAGGAGGAGGGGGAGGGUGCCCUCACAGGCCCUCCUUUUCAGACAUCAAAGCUGCCAAGACAAUUGGCAUACUAACAUUCGCCUUCACAGCAUCCUUCUCUCCGAUCGCAGUGUUUGUGCUCGGUAACGUGGUGGGAUACACCUGGUGUAACUUUUCCUUUUUUGCCUUCUGGAUCCUGACAGGAAACAGUUGCUGUAAUGUCAUUAUCUACAGUGUCAGGGACCACCGCUUCAGGAAGGGUGUGACCCUGCUCUUUCAGCGAGAACAGUCCCCCCCACAUGGUGAGAAGACCUGAGGCAUUGAAACAGCACAUUCAAACAGCAACAAGCGAAUGUUUUGUGGCUGCUUUCCAGUAAGUUUGAAUUUAAUGGAAUAGUUUGGCAUUUUGGGAAAUAUGCGUAUUUACUUUCUUGCCAAAAAGAUAGAUGCCACAUCUCUAUGGUAAAUAUGAAGCUGGAACCCUUGGCUGGUUAGCUUAGCUUAGCAUGAAAUCUGGAAAUAAGGGGACUACACUGGCUAUGUCCAAAGGUAACAAAUUCUGCAUCUCAUUAUUUAAAUGAGAUCUAUUAUACUGCAUUUCCAGUCCUAUAUUGUAGUUCUGUGACUCCUCUAUGGUAGCUUUGCAUGAUUCAAAGAAAACAUUUUUCUUUCUUAUACUGGGACUUCAUGCAGGCCCUGUCUGAAACAAGCUGUAGAUGCUCCUGUCUCUUUAAG
Molecule: messenger RNA, 2572 nt
Organism: Micropterus salmoides (largemouth bass)
Lineage: Eukaryota; Metazoa; Chordata; Actinopteri; Centrarchiformes; Centrarchidae
Product: beta-2 adrenergic receptor-like
Exons: 3
Coding region: 945-2153 (402 amino acids)
Biological process (GO): G protein-coupled receptor signaling pathway
Cellular component (GO): membrane
Molecular function (GO): G protein-coupled receptor activity
Source: RefSeq, a predicted model, not a curated record